Molecule: messenger RNA, 1375 nt
Organism: Thermothelomyces thermophilus ATCC 42464
Lineage: Eukaryota; Fungi; Ascomycota; Sordariomycetes; Sordariales; Chaetomiaceae
Exons: 2
Coding region: 324-1070 (248 amino acids)
Biological process (GO): protein targeting to membrane; protein targeting to vacuole; ubiquitin-dependent protein catabolic process via the multivesicular body sorting pathway
Cellular component (GO): ESCRT I complex
Source: RefSeq, a predicted model, not a curated record
GAGACGUGCAGUAUUCGUUCUCCGCUAUGGUUACUCUUGGUUAGUUUUGCCACGUGCUAAGAGCUGGUCCCAAGACGGGUACGGAUUAUAUACAUUAUUAGUAGUAGACUGCUUGUGAGCCGAGCCACUCUUCUACUUUCUACUGCGCUCCAACUCGGCCAACCAGCCCCACCUCUGGUGCAACAGGUAUGCUCAUGAUUCAACCAUGGCCAGAACGUCGAAUAUAGUACUUGAACGAUCAAGAUUGUAUCGUGCAGUCAACCGCGAAGCCUGCAGGACCUCGGGCGAGGAGAGGAUUUUUACGGCAUAGGCAGAUACCUACAAUGUACGAGCACACCCCGCCUGCGCCGCCGCCAAAACCGCCCGGAACCCGUGACGUGAGCCGGAUGGGCACGCCAACCAGCGGGUCGGUACCGCGUCCUCCACCACUCCCCGAGGCCAGCACGACUGGGUCGAGUAAUCCCGGGCUCUCCUCGAGUAGUAAUAUCGAGCACCACCACGGGUUGACACCGGAGGAUGUCGCGGAUCCCGGCGACAAGUGGCUCCCCAAGUUCUUGCAGGACAAAUCCAAGCAAGACCUGGCCGAUAUCCUCUCGGACCCGGCGCUGCUUUCGGCGUUGACGCACUCGCCGCAGACGAUCCACCCGUCACUGCGGUCGUCACACGAUGCCCUCCGGGCGGCGCUGAGCGAAAACAUGGAACUGGCAGCCCAGCUGCUGGACCUUGAAGCGCGCCUUGCACACCAGCGGUCGGCCGCCCAGGCGCAACUCCUGGCGACGCACGUGCUGGAGCGCCAGUGGCGCGCCAAGCAGGGCGACAUGGACCACGCCCUCGCGCCGUUCGCGCCCGCGAGCCUGUACCAGCGCCUAGCGCAGGGCGUGGCCGAGCAAGAAGGCGUGUGCCAUGCGCUCGAGGAGAGUUUCCUCGAGGGUGAAGGGGACCGCGCCCUUGCGAACGAGCGCGAGGUUGGCGACUGGGUUAAACGGUAUCGGGAGGCAAAGAAGCUGUACUACCUGCGCCAAGAGAGGAAGGAGAGGUGGGACGAGGGACGUGUGGGCGGAUGGCGUUGAGGGUGACUGCUUUCGGGGAAGGGCGGACAAGAGAGAGUCUGAGCACAUCGCGGGGCCGGGUGCUGGCUACCGCCAGAGAACCUUUGGCAACGAGCGGGAGGCCCAAGGAUAGGGCAAAAGCACAUGUCAUAUCUGCCACGGUUGACCCGCCGUCGACGAGACGGCAAGCAGUCGUUAUAUAUCGAGCGAGGACGGGAUCCGGUCUACAGAGUAAUAUAGGUAUCUAUCUCACUGACCCUCGCGGAACCGCGGAGAAACACAGGCGCGCACGCACUUCCCUUGGUCGGGACACACCAGCAAUGCUU